AUGGAUGAAUAUGUAAACAAUGAUUUUAUCUGGGAUACGACGGCUACAACUACAACUGAGGCAUUAGUCGAAGAAGAUUUAUCACUUGGUUCUAUUCUACUGGCCGUUAUUAUGGGUGCAAUAUCGAUCAUUACUGUUGUUGGUAAUUUAGCUGUACUACUUUCAUAUUAUAUUGAUAAAAAUAUUCGUCAACCGAGCAAUUAUUUCAUUUUUUCGCUCGCUGUCUCCGAUUUGGUAAGUCUUUUUGAUAUAUUUUUGAAAAUCAGGUAA
Dracunculus medinensis (Guinea worm) is the source of this 270-nucleotide messenger RNA. Lineage: Eukaryota; Metazoa; Nematoda; Chromadorea; Rhabditida; Dracunculidae. The record is from the annotation of a GenBank genome assembly.